GGGCAAAAAUGGGAAUAAAGAUACAAGAUUGAUUUCUCUCUCUCUCCAUCGGAUCAUCACUCCUUUAAAUCACCAUCAAAGAAAUUCCAAUUUUCUCGGAUUUUUAUUUCUAAAACUAUUUUUUUCUUACAAUCCCUAAAACCCUAGUCCUCUUUCACGCAACCUACUAAACUCAGCUCAAAGCUCAUCUGUUUCUGGCUCGUGGGCUGAAAUCAUUUCAGACAGCGCUUUUGAUGACUCUGCAACAGCUUGCAGACAAGCUUAAACGAAGCUGUAUCUACUACUGACUUUGAUGCUUUUAGGCAUGAGAUUACUGGUGAGAUGUUUCCUAAAACGGGAGAUGAUGUUAUAAUUGGAGAUCUGAUGAAGACUAACAACAAUGGAGACGUGGUGGAUAACAACAGCAACCGGUUAAGCAGGUGGCAUCACAACUCUUCCCGGAUAAUUAGGGUUUCGCGAGCUUCGGGUGGCAAAGAUCGACACAGCAAAGUCUGGACUUCCAAAGGCCCACGUGACCGGCGUGUCCGGUUAUCAGUCUCAACCGCUCUUCAGUUCUACGAUCUUCAAGACCGGUUAGGUCUCGAUCAGCCGAGCAAAGCCGUUGAAUGGCUAAUCAAAGCCGCCGAAGAUUCCAUCUCCGAGCUUCCUUCCCUCAACAACACGAAUUUCCCGAUGACCGAUGACGAGAACCAGAACCAGACAGUAACUGCUGCGGCGGCUAAAUCGGCUUGUAGUAGCAAUUCGGACACGAGCAAGAACUCUUCUGGUCUGUCUCUUUCGAGAUCGGAGCUAAGGGAUAAAGCUAGGGAGAGAGCUAGAGAGAGAACAGCCAAAGAGACCAAGGAGAGAGACCACACUGGUUCCUUCACCGAUCUGUUGAAUUCCGGUUCGGAUCCGGUUAACGUAAACCGGCAAUGGAUGGCUACUUCUUCAUCGCCUGCUCAAAUGGAGUAUUUAACCUCGGGUUUGAUACUCGGGUCGGGUCAAACCCAUUUCCCGAUUCAAACAAGUGCUCACCCUUUCUCCGACCAUCAUCAUCAUCCUCAAGAGUUUUCCUUCGUUCCCGACCAUCUGAUUUCUCCGGCAGGAUCCAACGGCGGUGGAGCGUUCAAUCUUGAUUUCAACAUGUCGUCGACCACCUCCGCCGCCGGAACCGCCGGGUUCAGUGGUUUCAACAGGGGGACCCUUCAGUCCAAUUCAUCAAACCAUCAUCAGCAGCAGUCUUUUCUCGCUAAUCUGCAGAGGUUUUCAUCAUCAGAAGGUGGUGGAGGUCCACAGUUCUUGUUCGGUGCACUGCCUGCAGAGAAUCACCACCCCAACAACCACCAGUUUCAGCUUUAUUAUGAAAAUGGAUGCAGAAACUCAGACCAAAAGGGCAAAGGCAAGAACUGAUGACACUGUUACUGUUUGCAUCUUUUGUUUGAGUUUCUUUGUUUUUUUUUGCUUGCUUUAUCUAUCACCCAAAUGUCAAAUCUCGCUCCUCUUGGUUUAUCUUUCGGAUCAUCAUCAUCCUCUCAAUGUGUGUGUUAAAUCUGUUUGAUACGAUAUAUGGUCUAAUUUGGAAAUCUUUUCAGAUUGGGUUUGUAAUGUUGUAUUUGUGAUAAUAGAAUUUUGUUUGUGGCUU
This is a messenger RNA of Brassica napus (rape), 1624 nucleotides long. Its product is annotated as transcription factor TCP2-like. NCBI's taxonomy places the organism in Eukaryota, Viridiplantae, Streptophyta, Magnoliopsida, Brassicales, Brassicaceae. The coding region runs from base 322 to 1392 and encodes 356 amino acids. The record is from RefSeq and is a predicted model, not a curated record. The transcript is spliced from 3 exons. Gene Ontology annotation, biological process: regulation of secondary shoot formation. Gene Ontology annotation, molecular function: sequence-specific DNA binding; DNA-binding transcription factor activity. Gene Ontology annotation, cellular component: nucleus.